This is a messenger RNA of Micropterus salmoides (largemouth bass), 2602 nucleotides long. It is a transcript of the gene rab42b, whose product is annotated as RAB42, member RAS oncogene family. Gene Ontology annotation, molecular function: GTP binding; GTPase activity. The coding region runs from base 330 to 998 and encodes 222 amino acids. The record is from RefSeq and is a predicted model, not a curated record. The transcript is spliced from 2 exons. Lineage: Eukaryota; Metazoa; Chordata; Actinopteri; Centrarchiformes; Centrarchidae.
CAAGCAAACUUUAGAAGUCCACACCCCUGCAUAGCACACUCAUGCGCAUAUUUACAGUAGCAGUAAGGAUCAGCACCUCAGACGAGAACGGCAGCAAUACUGGGCUCUACUUUGUGGGACAUAUUUUUCUACAUACGUGCUUUAGAGGAUUUGACGAACCACCACGGGAAUGAGACUGAGGGACUUUUGCUGCAGCCACCAAUGGCAUAGGAGUUUGGGAUGACUGUGAACACAGACUGCUCUACUGAUUGUGAGAUUUAUAAGGAGUGGCUGCUGUGGUUUCUCUACAUUCCCCUGUCUUCACCCCUCUCUUCCCACUAACCGCAACAAUGGACCUGACUUUGUGGCAGUACCAGUUCAGGAUCAUCAUGUUGGGGGACUCCACAGUGGGCAAGUCCUCCUUACUGAAGCGCUACACUGAAGACUUGUUCCUGGAGACCAUUAACCAGACAGUUGGUGUAGACUUUUAUGUUCACUUCCUGGAGGUGGAGCCGGGUGUCCGUGUCAAGCUACAGUACUGGGACACAGCUGGACAGGAGAGGUUCAGGUCAGUGACCCGGUCUUAUUACCGCAACUCGGUCGGAGGCCUGCUGGUGUUUGACAUGACCAACCGAGCCUCCUUUGACCAUAUUAAGGAGUGGCAUGCUGAGGUGUGCGAGCGGGUGCAGCCGCAUAAAGUCCUGUUCAUCCUGGUGGGCCAAAAGAGUGACCAAGAUGCUCAGGGAGAAAGGGUGGUGAGCCAGGAAGAGGCUGAGAAACUGGCCGGACAGCUAGGGAUGCCAUACGUGGAGGCCUCAGCCAAGACAGGCCAGAACGUGAGGGAUGCCUUUGAGCUGCUGACUCGACGUGUCUACCAGGGUCUGUUGAGUGGAGAGGUAGAGCCGCAAGAGGGCUGGGAUGGAGUCAAGUGCGCUGCACCACAGGCGCUGCAGUUACAAAGAGCAGUCCUGGCAAAGCCUAGCACAGCCCCCAAGAACAAAAAGAAGUGCUGUGAUUAAACUGUGGGCUGAUGGUGGUCACCCAUACACUCAUGUUACUGUAGAGCCAAAACCAGCCCCUAGGAAGUUGUAUUUGUGGCAAAAUUAUACUGUAAAAAUGUGGAUAUCGUAAAACACUUAGAUUUGAAAUGCAUUGUUUUGCACCUUUGUUGUGAAGAUAGAAUCUUAAGCAUUGAUUUGAGAAAACACUCUGGGACUUAUUGAUGAUACUUUGACAUUCCUGAAAUAGGUGAAGAUUUAACUUCAUAAAUGACAGUUUUGUUUAACUGUUAUUUUAAGCCAUCAUAGUGGCGUGGCAAUGUUAAAAACUCACUUUGGUGAUUCCAUGACUUUUCAUCUAGCACCACUAGCAGGUUGACAUUUAAUUUUGGGUGAAAUGUCUCAACAAUUUUUAGAUGGAUUGCUGUGAAAUUUGCUACAGGUGUUCAAGGUCCCUAAAGUUUUCAUGUAGCGCCAUUAUCAGAUCAAAAUUUUAAUUUGCCCAAUACUUGGGCUUGUGUUUAAAUAGCGGCAAAACUAAUGACAUUCCUAUGAGCCUCAGCUGUACUUUUCCCUGCAAAUUGUCAAAUGUUAGCCUGCUAACAGGCUAAACCAAGAUCGUGAACCUGGUAAAUAUGACCUGCUUAACAUCAGCAUGUUGACAUUAUCACUGUAAGCAUGUUAGAAUUUAGCUCAGUGUGCCUUCUUUCAGGAUUACUGAGGUGCUAGCAUAGCUACAUUUAGACUAUUAUUUAACUGCAACAUCUAUAGCUUUUUUUAUUUAUAGGAUCUUGAAAAAGUCGACAGGCAGGUUCACUCUGUGUGAGAUCCGAGGUCCACAGCUGACCAGAUUAACAUGGACUGAUGAGGUUGUUACCUCAGUUCAGGGGGUUGCAAUGACGACAUACUGAGCCAAAACCAUUAGUGUUGUAUGUGACUGCAUCACCGUGCUUUCAAUCUACAAGGGUUGGGAUGCAAUCACAUCUUCUCUUUUUGUGGACCUCAAGACCUGUACAGUAGAAAACUGGUUGCCAACCUGGGCAUCCUGAUGCCCUUUUUAUAGUGCAUUUUUGUUUUACUUACAGCCUAAAUGUUGUAUUUUGUCAGACUGCUCACAGCUCAUGCCCACACACAAGGCUGUAACUUGUGAUGACGAGUUGCAAGUAAGCUCUGGUCAAAAAGGUUGGGAACAACUGCACCAACAUUUAGCUUUUUUCUCACAGAAAUUUUUGUUUUUCUUGCCCAUGUUGUUCAUUCUGUACAUGAAUGGCAGCAGUUAAGGUAUUAGGUCCCUUGGUUCAGAUUACAAACAUCACCCUAAGGCUCUAUGUGAAUGAAUAUUUUGGGCCAGAGUAGUUUUCUGGAAAAGGCUUUGUUGCAUCGUCAAUAAUUGCACUGCAUCCCGUGAGUGAGUGAUUGUUUUCAGGUGCUGUUGUUGAAAUUAAUGGAAUGAAAACUCUAGGGUACCUUUAGAUAUGGUUCUUUUGAAAUGUGAGAGGUUUCUAUUGCAAUUACUGUUCAUCUGGCAGAUGAACAGCCUCCUGUGUUUCUGCAACCAGAACACAUACAAUUGAUUAUACUACUAAGACACCCAGAUUAAAGAUUCACACAAGACAGGUUGUCAA